CAUCAGCUUUCACCUUGCUCAGCCUUGCUGAUCUAGUGAUCUCGAUCGGGAGAAAGGAGGCUAUUUUAUUUUGACAGCUUACGCGUAUCACUUAGGCUCAGCGAUUACGUUGGGCUAACACGUGUUUUCAAAAUGACAUCGCUUGAAGUAAGGAAUUGGACGCCGGAGUAUUACGUCGCAAAUCAGUCGAACUGCGAGCAGAUUCUAGACGGUCCAGAUGCACGGACGGAUAUACCCUUAUUGAACGGCGCUCAAUCGCAUGAUAUCAAAGACAAAGAGUUGGUCAGAUUUCGAGGGAUGAUUCAGGAUAUAUACAAUCCUGAGUAUUAUUUUAAGCAGUACGAGGUGAAGAACACGAACACUGGGGAGAGCGACGUUAGAUGUGGAAUGUACACGGAUGCGGCUCGUUGCCUGCCGCACGAGGAAAUUUUGAUGUACUCCAAGAAGAAUAAAAACGCCGAGAGACAAACUUAUAUUGUGAUCUCUGUACCUGGACUAAAUGACUGGGCGAGGGAAAGGAGCACGAGCACACGGACGCCUGAUUCAACAACAUGCAAUAAGAGUAUCAACAAAAGGAGCCUGGAUCAUGACAACUUGGAGGAAAUGGACUGUUCGGAAUCUACAACGGCGCACAAUGACAGUAUCGGUAAAAGGAAUCUGGCUGAUAACGUGGAGGAAAUGGACUGUUCGGAACCUGUUACAAAAAAAGAGAAAGUCUCGGCGGAUAACAACGAUGCAAACACGAGCGGUGCUCAUUGCAGUACGAAAGUUCAAAGUAUGUUGUCGGAAGAGCACAUAUUGAAUUUUCCGAUCCCGAUCGACGAAGGAAAAGCUUGCAUAGUAAAGAUUUACAAUGACACUGUCUUAAAAUUGAACCAGAUUAUCGAUGUAAUAGGAUUUAUAUCGUUGGAUCCAAUAUUAAGUACAAUUCAUGGUUCAGAUGAUGAAAUGGACGAGGCAGAAAUACGUACUCACAAUCCACCGGCUUCCCUGGUACCCCGGUUACACGCAAUAAAAGUGAUUGAGCUUACAAAACCGCCAAUUAUAAAUGCUCCGGAAAUUAUAUCUAAAGCACAACUCAUCAGAAGUGAUUUGCACAUAGUAUUGAGUCAGUUGCUGUACGGAGACACUUUAGCUGCGGAUUACUUGAUAUGUCAUCUGCUUUCCACGAUAUACGCGAGAAGAAACUUAUUGUGCCUUGGUGCAUUUCCGUUAAACAUAACGAAUUUCCCAGCGAGUGAACUCUCGGACCGUAAGCCUUUUCCGAAGGAAUUUUAUGACUUCUUGACGUUGUUCGUAAGGAAAAGCCAUUAUUUGGAGGUGACUUUGGAAAAUCUGAACGAACUGGCUUUAAUCCCGAAGAAGGAUUACGAGUGCAACAGACUGACGAGCGGUAUUCUCCAACUGAGCGAUAACACGCACCUCGUACUAGACGAGACGGGAUUAACCGCCGGCACGCUCACUGCAACCGGCAAGGACAAUUGUAAAGCUCUCUCCGAUCUGCUUAUGUUUCAAAAACUGAUGUACGACUUCAAAUAUUACACAAUCGAAUACCUAACGGACAUUCCCAUUCUAAUCUUUUCGUAUGUUUUAUCGUUCGUAUAUUGCCCUAUGCAAAUUGCUUUGAAAGUCGAUGCAGAAUCGAAAGAAUUACACAGGGAGGUAGUUGAUGCUGCGCAUCAGUAUUUGAAGGACGAGAAUCGAUUGGCGAAUAUUCGCCAGUACAUAGAAGCCUUGAGGCACGCGGAUUUUACUAUUAACGAAGAAAUUACAACAAUUAUUCAGAACGAUUUUGUGGAGAUUCGCAAAAGGCACAGUAAUGUAAACGCGGACGAUCUACACGCAUUAAUGGUUUUCGCCAGAUUGAUGUCCUUGUCUUACGGGAAAACUACGUUAGACAAAGAAUUCUGGGAGAAAGCUGUACAGCUGGAAGAUGAAAGAAGGAGCAGGCUGUCACUUCCGCAGCGCAACAGCUAGAAACCAUAUUUCCGUGACCAUCAUCUUAUGCACGCGUGUGCCCCGUUUCGUCGAGGUACGCAUCGUCAAGGACUCUCUCAAC
Molecule: messenger RNA, 2059 nt
Organism: Wasmannia auropunctata (little fire ant)
Lineage: Eukaryota; Metazoa; Arthropoda; Insecta; Hymenoptera; Formicidae
Product: mini-chromosome maintenance complex-binding protein
Exons: 9
Coding region: 133-1977 (614 amino acids)
Biological process (GO): DNA-templated DNA replication
Molecular function (GO): chromatin binding
Source: RefSeq, a predicted model, not a curated record